CAAUUACAAAGUCACAGCUAGGUGCCAGAGAAAUCGAUCGCCCGCAGAAGCUCCCAACUGAACGAGCGCCAUGGAUCAUGACGGGAACCAAACGGUGACGUUGCGCGUAGUGAGCGGUGACGAAGAAGGCCGGAAGAAGGUGGAGAAGACAAAGGUCAACACCCACAACAUCGACACUCUCAAGAACGCAGAGAAGAAGCUGGUGGACAAGGGGUUGCAGCGCAUGGACCGCCACCCGGCUAAUGGGAUCGGCAUCGGCCGCGGGCCCCCGAAGUCCGGCCACGGCGGCAAGUACACGUGGGAAGGCCCCGACGACUUGAUCCACUGCGAGCUGUCGGCGGUAGCGCUAGCCAUUGACGAGAAGGACCCCAACUACGUGGAGGGGGGGGGGGGGGGGGGGCCGGCGGCGGAUGUGAGGGGACUGGUGGUCGGGGAGGUUGAGGUUGCCAAGGCUGCUGAGAUCAGAGAGGGGGUCGCUAGAAUCGAGGUUGAUCCUCAUCUUAGGGUUAAAUUUUUGAAAUAGUUGUAAGUUUGUGCUUUGCGCCAUGGGUAGUGCUCUGUGCAUUCAAGACUAAUGCGGUUUUACUGUCCAUUUUUUUUUUUGGUUGGGAUUGUACUAUCAUUAAAAUAGUAAAAUAGUCCUCCGUCAGUUUAUUUACCUGUCUCUAUUAGGAUUAUACGAAAGGUGGAUUGUCACACCAUCUUUUACUUGAUGACUUUGAUUUUCACCUCAAUAAAUAUAAUCUUACCUAUAUUAUCCUAUAAAA
Molecule: messenger RNA, 767 nt
Organism: Malania oleifera
Lineage: Eukaryota; Viridiplantae; Streptophyta; Magnoliopsida; Santalales; Ximeniaceae
Source: RefSeq, a predicted model, not a curated record